This is a messenger RNA of Brassica napus (rape), 1287 nucleotides long. RefSeq lists its product as uncharacterized. NCBI's taxonomy places the organism in Eukaryota, Viridiplantae, Streptophyta, Magnoliopsida, Brassicales, Brassicaceae. The record is from RefSeq and is a predicted model, not a curated record. The coding region runs from base 1 to 1287 and encodes 428 amino acids. The transcript is spliced from 2 exons.
AUGGCGACGAGUAACGACGGCUCUUCCUCUGGAGAAGAUCGUGAAGCCGCUGAAGUAACGCCGGCGUCUUUACCUGUGACUCCGACACCACUCCAACCCGCUUCAAUUGAAACUAUCAUGACUGCCAACCAAGAUGUCGCCGAUGAUGACGCGGCCCAAACCCCGGUCAGCCUUGAUGCGCAGACGAUAAACGAGCUCACCGCGCUGAAACAGUCGGUGCUGGAUAUAAACUCCAAGAUCCAUCAUGUCACCACGUCCGCCCCUCAGAUCGAGCGAGUCCUAGCAGAAUCUCUCCGGACACCGUUCACCGAAAAUAUAACGAAGGUCCACCUCCGAAAGAUGGAAAAGCUCCAUCUUCCAACCUUCGACGGUGUAUCCGACCCUUCUGCUCACGUCACAUCCUUCAACAUCGCGAUGCGACGCGCGAACCUCUCUGAUGAGGAAAAAGACACCGGCUUUUGUCAACUUUUCAUCGAAACCCUAGAAGGUAUCGCUCUUAACUGGUUCACCAGUCUUCAGGAGAACUCCGUUGAUAGUUUUUAUGACCUCUCGACGGCUUUCCUCAAAAACUACAUCAUGUUCACUCGACAAGAAGCCACCGCCACAGAUCUUUGGAAUCUCAACCACGCGAACGGACAGACCUUGAGAGAUUUUAUGGAGAAGUUCAAAUCCAUUGUCUCGAAAGUCGACGUACCAGAUCAUAUAGCUGUGGAGUCGUUGAUGAACACCCUCCACAUUAAGUCACCAUUUCGGGCCGAUCUUUACCGACACCCGACGAGAUCAGUACCAGAUGCCAUCGCUCGAUCCAAUAACUUCAUUCGAAUGGAGGAGGAUACUAGGGACAAGGCGGCCAAAGAAGCUGCAGGGAAACAGACCCCCGCUCAGACGAACGACGCUCGUCAAGAACCGUGCCAACAUUCCACGAGUGGCAAGCCUAACCAUAGGAAGGGCUACAUGAAUGCUAUAGACGACGGCGAACCAUUGGGUUCCGCCGCAAUGGCGCGAGAGAAGGGGUGGAAUCAUUGGGAUCGAGAUACCAGCCAGCCAAAGUCUAGCUCCCCUGAACCAGCAAACUCGAACGCCGUCGAGCCGAGUAAGUGGUGUUCCUAUCAUGAGGUCAAGUCACAUGAUACGAAGGAUUGCAAAGUCUUAUACGGACACUUCCUCAAAUCCAUCAAAAGCGGGAAAAUCGAGAUUGAAUCUCCGCAGAAGCCGAAAAACAAUAAGAGUUGGAGCAAAAACAAAGAGAAGAAGAUUCAGAAGUCUCAAGCAAAAGCCCCUCAGUGA